This is a messenger RNA of Marmota flaviventris (yellow-bellied marmot), 813 nucleotides long. NCBI's taxonomy places the organism in Eukaryota, Metazoa, Chordata, Mammalia, Rodentia, Sciuridae. The record is from RefSeq and is a predicted model, not a curated record.
AUGAAGCCUAAAAUGAAGUAUUCAGCCCCCAAAAUCUCCUCAGCAAAGCUGAGCAGCACAGCAGAUAGAACCUUGGUAAAACCCUGCAAGAUAAGAGAAUCCCAACAGAAGACCAAAGAAAUCUGCCAUGUGUAUUGUAUGAAGCUACGCUCUGGCCUUACCAUAAAAAAGAAGGCCUGUUACUUCAGGAAAGAAAUCACCAAACAUUGUUCACAAAAAACAGGUGGAAAGCACAAAGAAAUACAUCAGUUAUUUGCUGCCUAUCAACCUGCUAAGGAGCACUCCAUCUUUGAAAUAGCUAGGAUCCAAGAAAAUACUAGAGCACUUGACACAUCAAGUAUCAGAGGAGUUUCUUUUUUCACAGAAUCUUGCGCUUCCCUGAGUACAUACAAUAAUCAACAUGUUCGUUUUAUUUGGGAGGAUGGAAAUUAUGUGACCAAUGUUGAAGACCAGCCAAAAGACCAAGAAAAAGACAAGGUAUUACUGCGCUACUAUGAGUCUCCAUACCCCUCAAGCGAAUCAGGUGAUGGUGUCGAUGGUAAGAUGUUGAUGGUAAACCUGAGUCCUACAAAAGACAGAGACAUCUUGCUUCAUGCCAACAACAAGGCGCAGUCUGUGGAGCUGCAAAAGUGUAAAACUCCAUUGCCAGACCAGGCCUUCUUUGUCCUUCAUAAGGAAUCCUCUGAUUUUGUUUCAUUCGAAUGUAAGAGUAAUCGUGGAAUGUAUAUAGGAGUCAAAGAUAAUCAGCUUGCUCUGGUGGAAGGAAAGAAUCAGACUAGUGAUAAUAUCAUGUUUAAGCUCUCCUUAAUGUAA